AAAAAUCUUCUCACCAUCACCGAAGCCUCACAAACUCCACUCUCUGCAACAGAAAUUUGAAAUCGCCGAGCAAAAAUGCUCCACUGCAACCCUCUCGUCCUCUCCAAAACCUCGUUCGGAUCUUCAACUCCUCCUCCUUCAAGAAUCAUUCACAGAUUGUCCUUAAGCUCCGUCGUCGCCGAUUCUACGGUCAGGAACAGCGCCACUGUAGCUACUUCACCGUCGCGAACGACCAUUUCCGCGCAGGAAGCUCGAGUCUCUCUUGUUUUUGCUCUCGCUUCCCAAGCAUCUUCUCUCUCUCAGCGCGUUUUGUCGGAAUUGGCUACCGAAACUUUGAAAUAUUUGUUGCCUAAGAGGUUCGAGAGUCGGAAUUUAGAGGAGGCUUUAAUGGCAGUUCCCGAUCUCGAGACUAUGGAGUUCAAGGUCUUAAGUCGGAGAGACGAAUAUGAGAUAAGGGAGGUUGAGCCUUACUUUAUAGCGGAAACAACCAUGCCUGGAAAGAGUGGAUUUGAUUUCAGUGGUGCAUCUCAAUCUUUCAAUGUCCUGGCUGGGUACCUUUUUGGUAAGAACACGGUGAAAGAGAAAAUGGAAAUGACAACUCCUGUUUUGACGAGUCAAUACAAAUCUGAUGGGGAAAAAAUGGAUAUGACAACUCCUGUAAUAACGAAAAAUGUCGAUGGUAAAGAUCAAUGGAAGAUGUCAUUUGUCAUGCCCUCCAAAUAUGGUCCAAACUUGCCAGUGCCCCAAGAUACUUCUGUUAGUAUUCGAGAAGUCCCAAGGAAAAUUAUUGCAGUUAUUGCCUUUUCGGGUUUUGUCACCGAUGAAGAAGUUAAACGGAGAGAAUCCAGAUUAAGGGAUGCUCUGAAGAAUGACAAGGAGUUUCAAGUUAAAGCAGGCAGUUUUGUGGAGGUUGCACAGUAUAAUCCACCCUUUACUCUUCCAUUUCAACGUCGUAAUGAGAUUGUGCUGGAAGUAGAGAGGAAAGACGUAUAGCAGCAUUAUUGAAAUUCUCCUCGUGUAUAGUAACAUUUUACUCAUAUUAUAGACUGUUUAUGUGUGUAUAUAUGUCACUUUCACUUGUAAUUACAGCUCCAUCAGGCAGUGAAUGGUGCACCUAUGAAACUCGAUACUAAAGAUUUGAACAUGCUAAUGCCUUCAAAUAUUUCACCCCA
Messenger RNA from Momordica charantia (bitter melon), 1172 nucleotides. Its product is annotated as SOUL heme-binding family protein. NCBI's taxonomy places the organism in Eukaryota, Viridiplantae, Streptophyta, Magnoliopsida, Cucurbitales, Cucurbitaceae. The record is from RefSeq and is a predicted model, not a curated record.